Dothidotthia symphoricarpi CBS 119687 is the source of this 3854-nucleotide messenger RNA. RefSeq lists its product as uncharacterized. The transcript is spliced from 3 exons. The coding region runs from base 68 to 3700 and encodes 1210 amino acids. Gene Ontology annotation, cellular component: nuclear pore. The record is from RefSeq and is a predicted model, not a curated record. Gene Ontology annotation, molecular function: protein binding; structural constituent of nuclear pore. Lineage: Eukaryota; Fungi; Ascomycota; Dothideomycetes; Pleosporales; Dothidotthiaceae.
GUGUAACUCAACCGCCCACGACUCGAAUCGCCUACCUCGACCUUGGACACUUUCGCAUGCGAGCAGGAUGGUCAAGAAUGGAGGGACCUGUCUCUACAAAGAGGCGCGGCUGAACAUUGAGCCCGCCUUUCCCGGGUCGACGAUCGCGUUCACGCUGCCCGCAAGCUCUCUGUCAACAUUCGUGCUGCGAACGACGGCGAAGCGCACAGUCAUCACCGAGCAAUAUGUAGAUCAGGACGAGGAUGCUUUUGCGCGCCGCCAUCUGGCGACCGAGGGCUCCAUGUUCUUUCGGCGACAUCAUGCAUACCCGCGAAGCUUUCUUUGGCGCGUCUUGGACAACAGGAAGAUGCUCGAAAUCCAAGCCACCGACCUAGACCACGAUUUCAGCAACAAGCGCGAGGCCAACCUCACCCUCUUGUUGCAGUUCCCUUCUCCCAUUCGGCCGUUCUGUGUGGCUUUCGCAGAACCUACAGACCGAGAUGCGCUCACCGUCUUUGCCAUCACGACUGCGAAUGAGUUGUACACAAUCACUCUUCCCCGCGACUUCUUUGACAACCCCGCGGCCUCGGAACAAGAUGUGGAAAACUGGUGCAAGAGGUCAGAGCCGGCGCUAUUUAGUGGCCGCGUUCCGUACCGCCUUGUCGCGCUUGGUGUAGACGAUCUGCUCGUGACACUCGACGACGGAGCGAUUUGUCGCAUGCGCUGGGACACGGACAACAAGGUGUGGGAUGGCGUACGAUACCAGCAUAGUAACUGGUCCGUCCGGGGCCUCCUCUCGUGGAAAUCGCAGCCCACAGUCCGUUUCGACAAUGCAGACUUCUCUGUAUCGGCUGCUGCAGCCGUUGCAGUAUCGCCAGACGCGCAGCAUAUCCUCUCCAUUUCUCUGGACCACACGUUGAGAGCUUGGAACGUUUCGUCAGGAAAGCCAGGCCUCCAGAUGGAUCUCCUAGGCCAGAUGGACGCUGCUCUUGAGAAGCCCAACAACUCUUACUUCAUUGGCCCGUCGCAGUCGAAGCUCAUGACUGUCAUGGAGAUACCCGACGGUGUCAUGGGCGCAAAAUACUUCGUGGGUACAUACUCGCCAAAACAACAUCAGUUCAAGUUCUGGGGCAUAGUCGACGCAGACGAUUCCAAGGAUGGCGUCUAUGACGUUCAGCCAGAUGUCGAUCUUAUCCCACCGGUCGAUGAGCUUAUGGACACGACUGUAUGGACCAUGGAAGAGUUUCAUAUCAUUGUGGGACCUGCUAGGUGGCAGACAACGGAGAUGUGGAUUCGCGUGAGGUCUGGGCCAAGCAGCAGAGUCUACUACUUGAGCUUCAACCUUACAGACCCUGUUGCAUGUACACAGGCGUGGAAGAACAAUUGGGUAUCCGUAGAAUCAGGCCCCUUAACAGUGGAUGGAUUGAAGAUGAAUCCUACAAACCCAAACAGACAGGAUGGAAACGCUGUUAUUCAACAUGAAUCUGGCUCCUCUGAACAAUGGCUAGGCUUUUUGUUUUAUCCGGGACGAUUUACCACAGCCACUUUGGAAACCGCUCUGCUGAUCUUCAAGAGAGGGCUGGAUCGAACACGGUUGAGCAAAUCAUUAAGCCGAGGCUCUUUGAAGGAACGCAUCUGCGCUGCCGUCACAGCUCUUGCUGGGAAGGUCCAGAAUAGUGAUCUAGACGCAGGCCAAUUCGAGAACGCUGCUGUUUCGCAAUGGCAAGGAUUCUACGGCAUAGUGAAAGACUUACAUAAGCGCAGAGGAGAAUCACUGUCCCUUGCUUACGACGAAGCCACAGCUAUGCCAUGGCUGGUGCUGAGCGAUCACAUCUCUGCAAUACGGAAUUGCAGCGAGCAUGAGAUUACCGCUCUAAACACUACGGCAAUUUCAGCGUCGCAGCAGCUCACUAGACCUCUUCAAAGGAUUCUGGAGCAGCCGGAAUCUCGUGAUGUCGCGCGACUUCUGAAUGCCGCUUCCUCUUUCCGACAACGAUUGCCAUUGUUUGUUCAGCAAGAAGUGGAGCGCCAGAUCAAGAUGGAUCUCCUCCAGAGCCGAUCUCUUACAAUAAUGGAUCGUAUGGAAGAUAUCGAAAACCGCAGCGAGCUAUUGCAGCACGUUUCAGAUGAAGAUCUGUCCAUACUGCUUGAGGAACUUGGAACCGAGGUGAGGGAUCUCAGCACCGAGACGUUUCUUCGUGCCAUCCGGACUCUGGGCCAUGAAGAACAAGGCCUUGCGAAUCGGAGGAGGCAGGUCGCGCGAUAUGGGCUCAGUGCUUUGAUCCGGGUCUCUCAAGAGACAUUGGAGGCAGAUUACAACACUCUCUUGGAUCUUCUUGUUCUAGUCCUUUUCAUGUUUGUCGAGCUUGAGGGAGAGACACCUGAAGAGUUCGAUGCAUCCGAGGUCUUUGUGGAACUCAUAGACCAGUUCAAGGACUGCCUAACGGUGUCUUGGAUGGCGAGCAUGGUCUGGGCACAUCAAACAGCUACUAGCCCGGCCACCGAGAUACUGAACAAAAUCCUGAGCGAGCUUUUGAAGACUGGGAAGAAGUUUCCAUUCACACAAACGGUUCUGGAGGGAAUAUACGGUCAUCGAUCCUUGGAUUUGCCAUUUCCGAAGGACCAGAAGGCUAACAUUCUUACUUACUGGAGCCGCGCGUGGAUAGCGUCAGUGUUCAGUGACCAGAACUACGACUCUGUUGUGGAAGAUUCCAUGGGCAUACUACUCUUCCAGAAAGAGUACGAUCUGGCAUUGGACUUUGCAAAGUUCCUUCCCGACGGCAAUUGGUCUACCUACUUGAAAGGUCGGAUGCACCUUGCGCUCGGCGAGAAUGCACUGGCGUCCAUCUGUUUCCAGAAGUCAGCAUUCAAUUUAGCCUUGGGCAUGUUCAACAUUGAGGACGCGGAUUCAGCAGGCUUGGUGUCCGAAGUUGAUCAAAAUUCGUUCUCAUCCGGCCCUGCGCGAUACUAUAGUCAUGUUCUGGGUCUUUUUGAAAAGACCAGGGCGUAUACAUACGCUGCGGACUUUGCGCGACUGGGUCUACGGUCGUUGAGGGGCCGAGAAGACGAGGAACUGAAGACUGAUCUGCUUCAACGACUGUUCAGCGCUUCCAUACAAACGUCGAACUUCGGCGAGGCAUACUCGGCAAUGACGAGGCAUAGCGAUGCAGCUCUCAAACACUCGUCCCUUCAAACCCUCAUCACGUCCAUGGUUUCACAAUCGCACACCGGAGACCUCCUCAAAUUCCCCUUCGUUGGCCUAUCAGACGAUGUAGAUGCCAUUCUCUUAUCUCUCUGCCAGAAGACGCUCAACCUCGCCUCCGGGCCUCCUUACCACCAAAUCCUCUACUCUUUCCGUAUCGCCCGCAACAACUUCCGUGGCGCUGCGUCCAUUCUCCACGAGCGCCUGCAACGCCUCAAGACAACAUCAUCCAAGGUUCACGACCCAGCAGACGAAUCUUUGGCACAAUGCUACCUUAUGAUCAUCAACACGUUAUCGUCAGUACGCCAGGAGGAUGCGUAUAUUCUGGCCGAGCAGCGGGUUGAUGAAGCUGGGCCGCCGCAAUGGGGUAUCGGCAAGGGGAAGAAAUUGCUUAAGAGGCAAAUCAUCACGCUCGAUACGCUGAGGAAGGAGUACCAGGCGGAGCUUGAUCGGGUUGCAGCGAUUGAGAGUGGGCAGUUUCCGUUUGUGGAUCCGAGGGAUGACAUGGAUAUUCUAUGAAUGUAGGAUUUUGCUUAGCGUGGCGUUAUAUGGUGAUUUGGAAGGCAUGUCGGUCUCUAGUGAUGAUCUCGAGUCCUUGAAGAAGUGGGAAAUAGUAUCUGCCAGGCUUGAAUAACAACAAGGGGCGCUUUCGCACUGGCCUUCUUUCAUAUUC